This is a messenger RNA of Anastrepha ludens (Mexican fruit fly), 5419 nucleotides long. Its product is annotated as A disintegrin and metalloproteinase with thrombospondin motifs 7-like. Gene Ontology annotation, biological process: extracellular matrix organization. The record is from RefSeq and is a predicted model, not a curated record. NCBI's taxonomy places the organism in Eukaryota, Metazoa, Arthropoda, Insecta, Diptera, Tephritidae. Gene Ontology annotation, molecular function: metalloendopeptidase activity. The transcript has 8 exons. Gene Ontology annotation, cellular component: extracellular matrix. The coding region runs from base 68 to 2644 and encodes 858 amino acids.
UUAUUUUUUAAGUUGGAAAAAGAAAAAAAACCAUUGAGUAUAUAAGUUUGCUAAAUUCCGAGCUAAAAUGUCUUAUCAAUUUGGCAAAGAAAUGUUGCGAAUAAAAUUAAUAAGUUUAAAGCUGCAGCUUUUAGUGCUUUCACUGGCAUUCACGAACUUUUCUCAUGCUGCCGAGCUUUCGACUACACUAAAUAUUUAUGAGUCGACAACCGCCAAUGCUGUCGAAAUUAUCAAUACUCCUAGUACUAACGACAAAUUGGAAAGCUUAAGAGAAAGUUCCACUGAAAUGAAUGAUAAUGAUUAUGACGAAGAUAAUGAUGAAUAUGAUGACGAUGACAACGACAAUGAUGCGAUGGGAGAAAGAGCGAAACAUUCGCGUCAAAAACAUAUCAGCAUUAUAAAGCGAGUGGGCACAACUUAUGUCUGGGAUCGCUGGGAAAAGUGGACCAAGUGCAGUAAUUCUUGUGUGCAAAUUCGUCGAAGAAAAUGUAUUGAGCGUACACUGACUUCUCUCGAUGACACUCCAAUUGAUCGUGAGUUCUAUCCAGAGCCCAAUAGUCGCAUCGGUUGUUUUGGUAUAAUAAAACGUUAUCGCCACUGCAAGGACGAGAAAUGCAAAACAAAUAAGAAGAGACAGCGCGAUGAACAAUGUGCCUCCUUCAAUAGGAUACCAUAUAGAGGAAAAUUCUACAAUUGGCUUGGUUAUGAAAAGGAACACAACGAAUGUGAGCUCUUUUGUCGGCCAAGUGGUUCGGGUAUGUUCGUGAGCAUGAAUCAAUCGGUCACUGAUGGCACAACUUGUGGCAGACCGGCAGUUUAUUAUACGCACUAUUAUCGACGAAGAGCGGUAUGUGUGGAGGGUAUUUGCCGGGCCGUGCACGAGAGUGGCGCCAUAAGACCGACCACCACCAAAGAUGCGCAAACUAAAUGCGGUUCGGUGUUAUGUGAGAUAGUCUCCGAAGUGUUCAGCAAAGCCAAGCUGAGUCAUGGGUACAACUACGUGCAUACAAUUCCAGCGGGUGCGAUGAAUUUGACCAUCAAACAGUUGACACGAAGUGAUAAUCUAUUAGCACUCAAAACAACGGAUGACAUAUUUCUCAUCAACGGUAAUAAUCGCGCUUCGGAGAGUGGUUUAUUCGAGUAUAAUGACGACAGUUACGACUACAAUCGCGAAUUGAGCGUAAUCACCUCGAAAGGGCCGAUAAGCAAACCUGUUGUACUUUUGCUCUUUGCGCGUGGACACAACACAGGUGUCCAAUACGACUACACACUUCCGAUACCUUCAGCUUCUAUAAACGAGGAGGAGGAGUUUCCGUCGCAAUGGAAUGAGGUCGGCCAACCUCUUGACGAUGUAGACGACAACAACCUCGACGGCACAGUUUCGGCACAAAUUGCUCGUGCACGCGAUCGUAAACGCCGCAAAUUUUCAUGGAAGCUGCUCGGCUUUGGCGAAUGUAAUCGCUCGUGCGGCCCCGGCAUACAGCCACCCAUUUUCCGUUGCAUACGCGACUCACCGACGCGCUAUUAUUCACCUAAGCGCUGCGCUUUUGUCGAGAAGCCAGUCUUCAGUGAGGAUAUCUAUCAUUGCAAUCGCGGGCUAUGCCCCGCCUAUUGGCGCGCUGGCGACUAUGGUGAAUGCAAAUGUGCCGAAGGCGAGGUAGAGGGUAUACGCACGCGUUUUGUGAAUUGUGUGCAGGAGCAGAACAAUGGGAAGAUUGAGGAAGUAUCUGAAUAUUUGUGUGAAGAAGAAAAGUUGCCUGAAUUGAAUGAGACUUGUAAUUGCCCAAAGCUGAAUCGACGCAAAAUUUACGCACGUGGUCCCGACAAGACGCCACGUGUCUUCGCGCGUUUAGUGGGUGCACCCACGAUGGUGCGCAGCGUUUACAAUUCAACCACACCGUUGCGUCGGCAUCUACGUAACGAUCGCCUAGACAAAGCGGGUGUGUGGCUGAUGUCCGACUGGAAUCAAGAAUGCUCCACUGAUUGCGGUGCAGGCUUUGAGCAUCGUUCGAUCUACUGCGAUCGUACGCCGCCCUACACAGAUCUGUGUGAUUUGCGCUUUACGCCAGAGCAGAAGCGUAUCUGUAGCAGUGGCCAACAAGCAGCCGCUUGUCAGUAUGGUACGUGGUUUGCCUCAGAAUGGAGUAAUUGCACGGGAGAUUGUUUCAACUUACAACGUAGGCGUGCUGUGCUAUGUUUGAGGGAAGGUGUGGCGGUCGAUGAAGCAGAAUGUGAUCUUCUAUUGCGGCCGCGUGCUGUGAUGAAUUGCACGCACAAAGAGGUGACAUUCUGCGGACCCAAGUGGCAUUAUUCGGAGUGGUCGGAGUGCUCCCGUUCUUGUGGUGAAGGUGUUCAAAGACGUUAUGCUAAAUGCCUGGAAUUUGACUGGAAGCAAAAGGCGAUGGUCGAAUCGACGAAUUGUAAAUAUUUGGAACGUGAACCGGUUUAUGGAACGUGCAAUGUGCAGAAAUGUGAAGAGCUCAACACACUGUUCGAUGUGGAACGAGAUACUCUGAAGCCCGCUGAGCCAUCAGUGAAUUGCAAAGAUGAUGUGAGUAAUUGCCAGCGGAUAAAUCGGCAGCGAUUGUGCAAAUUGCACUACUACAAAACCUAUUGCUGUGCAACAUGCAGGGGCUUCGCUUAGACCAGCAGCAGCGGUACGAUGAAAUGUGUGGCAGAAGCCAGGAGAGAAUUGCAGAAAGUUUUGCUGCCGCAGCAGCGUUGGCAUUGCGACUGAGCAGCGCUACGCAUUUAAUUGUAUUCAGAAGCUACUGCGGCAAUAACCACAUCCUAACAUUAGCAUAGAAUUUAAUGUAGUCAGUUUAGUUGGUAAGAUGCAGCCGAAAAGGAAAUAGAAUUAAGUAUAAAUGUUUUUUUUUUAUUAUUCAACAUCAGUACAUAUUUAUGUAUAUACGAACACAGCAUUCACAUCACGAAUUGAAAGAGAAACAUUUAACUGAAUUGUGUUUCGUUUGUUAAGCCUUUUACACCAUAGUUUUUAUUUUGGAAAAAAUAAAAAUAAUAUGAAAGCGAUGAUAUGAAAGUCAUUAAGUACGGGUAGCUUACGUUUUAGAUCACUGUAAAAUCCUCAAUUGGAAAUUUUUUUGUUCUUGGUUUUGGCAAAUAUGUAGAAGUUAUUCAUAAAUUAUUUAUUAUAUUCGAAAUUAAACAGUUAUGCUGAUGCAAAUGCCACUUCUUGUAUUUAAUAAUCUUGAUUUCGAAUUGUAUUCGUAAUAUAUAAAAUAAUAAGUUUUAUGUAGUUUUUUGCUCAAGAAUAUUGCCCCAAAAUUAAAACUGAGCUACUGGUGCUAAGCAAACAAAAAAAAUUUAAACACAAUACAAAUAUUAGAAGUUUCAGAAUAUUUGUUUUUACCAAAACUAUGUUUUGAGCGAAUAAAGUUUGUAUGAAAAUACCCCAAAAUAUAAGUCGAACCUUUUGAGUAAGAAAAAAAAAACAAAAUAUAAGUUAUAAAAACUAAAUAUUAUUACAUUUCAACUUAAGGGGGAGUCUGCUUUAGAGGCUUCAAAAAAUUGAUUUUUUCGUGGAUUUUUUUGGAAAGGAAAGAAAUAUUCGAUUAAAACGAAACUUUCAGGUGUUAUUGUUAUAUAUUUCAGCAGUUUUCUCAAAUUUUUUCAUUAAAAUAUAUGUCAUAUUAUGCCUGGUACAAACAUUUUGCCGAGUGGCAGGCGCCUCGAGUGUGCAUGUGUCGUGCGGCGGGAAAGAUGCAGGUCGCAAUUUUCAUCAAAAACCCAAACAAAUUUUUAUUUUAGUAUACUAUAGCUUCUAGUUAAACCAAGAAAAUUAAACAAAAAGUGAGAAAUUCAACAAUUUUUCUCUAAUUAAAACAAAAAUUCAUUUUUUUGGAAAAAUAAAUUCACUUUAGAUUGUUUAAAAAGUGGGUUAAUCAUAACUUUCUUAAGGUUUUUUAGGUUCAACUAGAAGAGAAUUCAAUUCCGAAUACAAUCAAUAUUAUCUCGUUUCGAUAGAACGUUUAACUUUUUCCCUAUCUUUCCCGCCAAUUAGGAAAAAUCGUUAAAAUAAAAAACCGAGAAAUCGCGCGUCUAAGUUUUUGUAUACCUAUAAAAAAUCCGCUCGUAUACCUGCUCAACGCUUGCUCACAAUUUCUUCUGUAACUGCGAAAACAUUUUGAAUUCGCUUCUGAAAUUUUGAGGACACAUGCUUGGAUAGUUUGGGAAGACAUUUAGGCAAAAACAAAAAAAUCGAUUUUUUGAAGCAUCUAAAGCAGGCUCCCCCCUUAGCAAUAUCAAAAAAUACGAAAUUUUUGUUUCACGGACAUUUUUCUAUCAAAAUCUUACAUUGCAAAUGCUUGGGGCAAUGAAAAAUGAGUUACUGUUUCUGAGUAAAAACGAAAAUAUAUAUCUACUAUAUAUCAUAUAUAAACACAAUAUAAUUUCUACAUUUGAAUGUUAAACAAUUUAAAAAAAAAAAUUUCAAUAAAAAAUAUGUUUUUCAGGAUAUUUUUUUUCACGGAAUAUUUCAAAACAAAUUUGUAAAAUGUUACCUUUUACAUACUAAAAAAAUGAAAUACGAACAGUAGUCCAAAAUCAAAAAAAAUUUAACACAUUACGGAUAUUUUAACCUUUAAAAAAAUAUCUAAAUAUUUAAUAAAAAAGCAAUUUUAGCACACAUUUUUUGUAAUAUAAACUGAUUUUUUUUAUAAUUUUUGCCAGAAUAAUUUAAAAAAUAUUAUUUCUGGGUAAACAAUUUUUUUCAGCACACAUUAUUUUAAACAAAAACUGUUUUUUCGGAUUAGUUUUUUACCAGAUAUGUUUAAAAAAUAUUACUUUUGCGCAAAAAAGAAUAUGAAUAAUGAAAUAUAAUUGAAAACGAACUACUGUAGUGUUUCGAAAAAAAAACACAAUAUGGAUAUUUUUGCUUUUAAUUUAAAAAAGUAUUUAAAUGUCUGAUAAAAAAAAUUUUGUAGCACGCAUUUGCUUGUUAAUCAAACUGCGUUUUGGAUACUUUUGCUUUACUCGAAAUAUUUAAAAAAAUACUGUUUCUGACCAAAAAAUAUAUAAACACAAUAUGGACAUUUUGACCUUGGAAUUUAGUAUAAUUUCUAAAUAUUAAAAAAAAUAUUCUAAAAAAAAUAUUUAUAAAUUAUUAUUUUUAAGCGAAAAAAAUUGUACCAACAUCUUACAGCACAACUCUUGCCCGAAACAGUUAAAAUCAGAAGGUAGUAAUUAUUUUUAAAUAAGGCACACAAAUCAAAACUCCUCUAAAGUCAUGUAAACUAAGUGCAUAAGUAGGUACUACUAACCUAUCAUAUAGGCCAAUGUAUGACUACAAUGUAUGUUUGUAUUUACUAACCACACAGAGCCAUGCCAAACAUAUUUAUUGCAUUUCUACGCGUUUAUUUGUAAUAAAUCAAAUAACAGAAAAUAUAAUAAAAAUAAA